ACAUCAUUAUCUUCGUUGAUGUUCUGCUGAGUGUGAAGGACGUUCCUACGUGAGCUGCACACGCCGUUGUCUUCAUAUCCCCCUCUCACCUUUCCACCUUAAAGCCACAGUCUUCAUCUCUAGCAUCGCUCGAGCGCACAAGUUCAUCUCUCUGGCGAACAUCUUCGGGUUCAACUCCGAGCUCUUACAUCCCCUUGCCAUGUCAACACGAAGACACACCGUGCCGACGACAUCCAGACCGAAAACACCAGAGCCGGACGGCUUCGAAGAGCUGGACUUAUCCUCCGAGACGGAAUGGGAUGAGGCAAACGUCAAAGCUGAAGAGAUUAUUCCAGCAGACCCCGUAACCCCAUGGACCAACGCCCUGCAGCACUCCCGCGCUGCCGCCGGUAACAUCUUGAACGCAAGCACAAAGUUCACUCGCGACAUAUACCGCUCAGGCAUGGGUAGCGCCGCCGUCGCCGUUGCCGCAGCUGCCUACGCAACAGCCACAAAACAGCGCCCGCCCAGACGCAUCCGCAGACCACGCAGUGUCGCCGAGAAAGCUGAAGAUGCUGUUUCAAGCUCAUCUCUGGCCCGCUUACAUUCCGAAAGUUCGGGUCUGACGCGUGGACAAAUGCUUGAGCGUGUCCCUAUUGCUGUCAUGGGCGCGGACAUCGACGGGCCAGAUUGGAACACUAUGCAGACACGUCCGCCGCCACGUCAGACAGGAGCGGGUAAUCGCAUAAUCGUUGGGCCUGCACAACGCAAGCCUGGUGCAUUAGCGGAUGGCCCUGUAAUGUUGCAAAGCCCAGCAACAACCCCACCAUUUUCGUAUUCGAGCUCGCCGUACAGUACAAAUGGACAAGAAAGAGCUGUAGACGAGCAGUUCGAGUCGACAUCAUUUCCCUUUGCUUUUGAGGACGACGAGGCUGACGCGGACGACGAGGACCGUGCGUCUGAGGAAGAUGAAUUCGUGGUGAAUAAGGAGGUAUAUGACGAUGCAUAUGCACAGUAUCAUGGCCGAAGAUAUAGAUGAGCGGAGUCAACUGAAGCGUGUUGUGUUCGAUUUCUUAAAGUCAGCUCCGAUCGCUAUAACAAGACAAAGUAGCAGCGUAUUGUCCAUGCCUCCGUCUAUUCGUUCAUGGUAAGAAACUUCUGAAAUGACGGAUAGGACAGAACAUGGCCUGUUAGACUGCUGAAGUUGUUAUCAUUGUUAAACCAGGCACCUGGUCAGGACAUCUGGUGUUGAAA
Molecule: messenger RNA, 1233 nt
Organism: Pseudovirgaria hyperparasitica
Lineage: Eukaryota; Fungi; Ascomycota; Dothideomycetes; Acrospermales; Acrospermaceae
Exons: 3
Coding region: 200-1018 (272 amino acids)
Source: RefSeq, a predicted model, not a curated record